ACGGUAAUAAACACCGUCUAAUUACCAGCAGGAGGCGGCGGAUCAACUCCCCAAAGCGCGGCUCCGGAGAGCGUCGCGGUUGCCGCCUAGCCUGGCCUGGCCGAGAGAACAGCGGCAGGCCGCACAGCUGGGGGUCCAGCUCCGCUCCGCCCUCUGGUAAUUGCUCGCCGUUACCCUCGUCGGACAACCGUCGCCGUCCCCCCUCCCCCAGAGCCGAGCGGCCGCCGGGCCCGGGGAACAGACAGAGCCGCUCGAUCUAGCGGUGAUAGCCAGGCCAGGAGGGAGACCACGGUCUGAGGUACGCCGGGCGGCGGGCGGCGGAGGGCGCCCAGAAUCCGCGGCGACGGAGGCUCGAUUUGGCGACGAGCGGCCGCGGCAGAGGCCCCGAUUCGGCGGCCGGUUUACUUCCAGCAUUUUUCUUACUUUUUAUGGAUGGUUACGCACAUCAACCUUGAAGAGAAGACUAUUUAUGUUACAGAAACAUCAAUAAAGGGAUGAGGCUUGGAAGUAUUAAUGGUUUGCGGUUCAAGCAGCUUAAGCUUGUCAUUCUUGCAUUUUUUAUUUUGUUUCUUCUUUGGAAAUGGGAGAAAGGCACAUACUAUGAUUCUGGAAUCCUCCAACCAGAUCCAUUGGUUUUGACUAAUCCAGCUAACUCAAAGUUUGUAGAUCAGCAUACAUCUUCAGAAGAAGACUUUCCAAAUGUGGACCCAUUGCCUCAAUCAGUAGUUAAAGUAGAAAAGCAAGUUACUGGUGCACCACCACCAUUGACUAUGGUAGGCUAUUCUGUUGACGUUGCAGAUGAAAAGGAAUUGCUGCCUCCUGAGAAGAAAGAAUGUAACUACAGGAAUGGAAAGUGGGUUUCUGACAAUCAUAGACCACUAUACUCGGGGUUUGGCUGUAAACAGUGGCUUUCUGAGAGUUGGUCCUGCAGAUUAACCCAGCGCACAGAUUUUGCAUAUGAAAAAUUUAGGUGGCAGCCAGAAGCCUGUGAGAUGCCAGAGUUUGAGGCCUCUCAGUUCUUGAGGAGGAUGCAGGAUAAAACCAUUGCAUAUGUGGGUGAUUCUUUAGGGAGGCAGAUGUUUCAAUCAAUGAUGUGUAUGGUGACUGGGGGAAAGCAGAGGCCUGAUGUGGAAGAUGUUGGAGCAGAAUAUGGCUUUGUGUUAGCACAUGGUGCAAAAAGACCAGAUGGUUGGGCCUAUCGGUUCCCGAGCACCAAUACAACAAUUCUAUACCAUUGGUCGUCAACACUUUGUGAUUUGGAGCCUCUGAAUCCAUCAGAUCAUGCCACUAGUUAUGCCAUGCACCUUGACCGACCUCCUGCUUUUCUGAAGAACAACCUGCACAGGUUUCAUGUUCUGAUUCUUAACACUGGACACCACUGGAACCGAGGGAAGCUAAGGGCGAACAAGUGGGAGAUGUAUGUUGAUGGAGCACCAAACAAUAACCGGAAUAUUGCUGUCAUCUGGAAGGCCAAAAAUUUCACCAUCCACAGUGUCGUCAAAUGGUUGGACGCUCAGCUCCCUCACCACCCCCAGCUGAAGGUGUUCUACAGGUCAAUAUCACCUCGGCACUUCUUUAAUGGGGAUUGGGACACUGGGGGGCGAUGUGAUAACACGAAUCCUCUGGCCAAAGGAAGCGGCAUUCGCUUGAACCAUUCCGAAGACACAGAAGCUGAGGGUGCGGUGAGGGGAACCAGGAUCAGGCUGCUGGAUUUCACUGCCCUGUCACGUCUAAGGGACGAGGGGCAUAUAUCACGGUACAGUAUCAAGGCAACCCGGGGCGUUCAAGAUUGCUUGCACUGGUGCCUUCCUGGUGUACCAGAUACGUGGAAUGAGAUCCUUGCAGCGCAGCUAUAGCUAGUAGCUGAUCGAACGAUUAAAGUCAAUAUAUACUGUAAUUGUUAGUGCUUUGUUAGGCUUUACUGAAGAGUUCUUAUGCUGCUGAUAGGAAACACCAAGCGGCAGUAGAUCGGCUUUUAUGGAAAGCUUGAUUUGUUGUAACUAUAUAGAGGCUUCUUUUCUGGUGUAACUGUGUAAGUAACUGUUGUAUUCGCGUCAGUGUAUGGCUAUUGUUGUUCGGAAAUUGGACUGACAGUCGUUAGUUAUUGGUUUGUACAACUAUUUAAGGUGGACGACGCUGGUGGUGUCAUUCAGUCCUAGGAACUCUGAUACCAAUUAGAGAUAAUCAUGCAUUGCUGAUC
Messenger RNA from Panicum virgatum (switchgrass), 2200 nucleotides. RefSeq names its product protein trichome birefringence-like 14. NCBI's taxonomy places the organism in Eukaryota, Viridiplantae, Streptophyta, Magnoliopsida, Poales, Poaceae. Gene Ontology annotation, cellular component: Golgi apparatus. The transcript is spliced from 6 exons. The record is from RefSeq and is a predicted model, not a curated record. The coding region runs from base 495 to 1856 and encodes 453 amino acids. Gene Ontology annotation, molecular function: acetyltransferase activity. Gene Ontology annotation, biological process: xylan biosynthetic process; xyloglucan metabolic process; plant-type secondary cell wall biogenesis.